Messenger RNA from Ricinus communis (castor bean), 1185 nucleotides. Its product is annotated as E3 ubiquitin-protein ligase UPL5. The record is from RefSeq and is a predicted model, not a curated record. Gene Ontology annotation, biological process: positive regulation of protein catabolic process; proteasome-mediated ubiquitin-dependent protein catabolic process; protein polyubiquitination. Gene Ontology annotation, molecular function: ubiquitin-protein transferase activity. Lineage: Eukaryota; Viridiplantae; Streptophyta; Magnoliopsida; Malpighiales; Euphorbiaceae. The transcript has 3 exons. Bases 147 to 632 code for a protein of 161 amino acids.
CCAGGUUUCUCAAUGUAUACCUACUAAGCAAUUAGAGAUGUUUCUCAGUUACAGCAUCUCUUAUUAGUUUGGUUUGAUGCAUGGCAACAGAUGCAAAGGAGAAACAAAGACUGAUAAAACUUGCUGUUAGUUUCUGAAAUUUAAGGAUGUGGGUAUUCCCAGCUGAAACGCCUAGCGACCUCAACUCACCGUCCAGUUCCUCAACCGUUUCAGAAACUAACUCUUCUGGCUUUACUGACGGGAGCUCACAAGCUAACACUUCUCUGAAUCAUGCGCAACGUUUUACCAUGGAGUCUGAUCAGCAUUCUGAAACGGCAGAGUUAUUAGACGAGCUCAUUAGCUGGUCUCAAUAUCUGGACCCUUGUCUGUUUGCAGCAUUUAAAUAUGAGAAAGUUACAGAUCCUAGAGUACUGAAGAAAUGGUUAUGGAAGCUAUGUGAAGCUAUAUUCAAUCCGCAGAACCCUCUUUUCUUGGCAUGCCCAAAUGAUCCUACUAGGUUUUAUGCUAAUCCGAAAUUGGAGCUAGAACCCUUUCACCUUGACACUAUGAGAUUGACCGGUAAGGUGAUUGCACUAGCUGUGAGGCACAAGAUACACGUAGGUGUUGCCUUUGAUCGCGUGUUUCUUCUGUAACUUGCCGGAAAGAAAAUCUCAGUAGAAGAUGUAAAGGAAGCAGAUCCAUCAUUUUAUACUAUGAUGCGAAAAGAUUUUGAAUAUGGAUGGUGGGGGAUUUGCUGCACAGGAACUUUGCCCCGGUGGUGUAAGCAUGAUUUGUAAUUGCAAGGAUAAAGAGGCUUAUGUUAGUUGUCUGAUUCAAAGCCACUUUGUCACAUCAAUUGCUAAACAGGUAUCUUUGUUUGCACAAGGCUUUGACAGUGUUUCUGACGAGUCAAUCCUUCAAUUGCUCUCUUCUACCGGAUUGGAGCUUGAAGAUCUUAACCACAUGCUAAGAGGUAACAGAAAUGCUGGUCAUGUUCAUGAGAAAAGAAAAUCUGUUGGGCAUAACUGCGAUGAAAGUUCUGAUUCUCUAGUAUCCCGGUUCUAAAAGAUUAGUCGACAUAGACUUAACAUCAAGAAUUGGCAGAGGGGGCAGCUUUUGGGAAGAGGGUCAUUUGGAUCAGUUUAUGAAGUACUUGCUGGUGAAGGAACAUUUUUUGCUGUUGAGGAAGUUCCAUUAGUGGAUGAC